Molecule: messenger RNA, 933 nt
Organism: Momordica charantia (bitter melon)
Lineage: Eukaryota; Viridiplantae; Streptophyta; Magnoliopsida; Cucurbitales; Cucurbitaceae
Product: NEFA-interacting nuclear protein
Cellular component (GO): nucleus
Source: RefSeq, a predicted model, not a curated record
CGGUUUUUCUAUCAGAAAAUUUUCUGUUUUUUUGAUCAGCGGCGGCGAAGGAACGGAGGGAGGGAGAGACUCGGACUCGGAGACUGGAAAGAACAUUGUAAGGAAGUGACUUGUAAAAUUGAAAUCUUGGAAGUGUUUGAAGUGGAGCGCGAGCGAGAAUGGAGGACGAAUCUGGGCGAGCAAUUAGGCUGAUGAAUUUCGUCUCUGAGGAACAGCUGGAUGAAGCCAAGAAAACAAGGGGCGAGCGAGUUGAAGACGGCACUGCUCAAAGAGACAGACCCCUCUUCGAGAUCCUAAAGGAAAAUAAAGACAAGCGUGAUGCUGAAUUUAAUGAACGGUUCAAGCACAGACCACCAAAAGCUCUGGAUGAGGAUGAGACAGAAUUUCUGGAUAAAUUGGAAACGUCAAAGAGAGAAUAUGAAAGGCAAAUGGCUGAUGCAGAAGAAGAAGAGCUCCGCAGUUUUCAAGCAGCAGUAGCAGCACAAUCUACUAUGUUGCAUGAACUGAAGGAAGUAACCCCGCCUGCUCCCACAGCUCAGGAAAAGACAUCAGUUAGGAGAGAAACUCCAGCCACUCGAGCACCGAGUAUGAUUAUUAAAGUAAAGCCACAGGCAAAGAAAGCGAGAAUCGAACCCAGAAGCCCAGAAAAAGCUUCAAAUGAGCCUUCAGAGUCAGAAAAAACACCUAAUAGCAUUGGUGAUAGACCUCAUGAAGCUGCUACGAUAGGACUAGUUUCAUACAGUGGUGAAAGUGAAGACGAAGAUUAGCAAGUCGAGUCGAGUCAACUAUUAGAAUUUUCUAAACAAUCACCAUAUUGUAUUUAAUUUUUUUCGGUGUCAAGGUUGUGUCUUCUAUGGGAUUAAGCAAUGAAUCUUUUCUUCUUCCAUUUGUUCAUCGUUAAAAUGUUUUAAACAAUCCACGAUUUGAUUUACA